Messenger RNA from Penaeus indicus, 1875 nucleotides. RefSeq lists its product as uncharacterized. The record is from RefSeq and is a predicted model, not a curated record. The transcript has 5 exons. NCBI's taxonomy places the organism in Eukaryota, Metazoa, Arthropoda, Malacostraca, Decapoda, Penaeidae. The coding region runs from base 1 to 396 and encodes 131 amino acids.
AUGGAACCUGACAACAUUUAUAAUAUUUGCAACAUUUUCCCGAAUGUUCUUCGAAUAUCUCUUGCUACGAUCUCACACGUGAUCAGAAUCUUUAAACGUGUCAAGAAGCAGCCCAAGACCCCCUCCUCCCCCCCAGCGAAGCCCCCCGCCGACCCCGCCCCCGAGGUCAAACUCCAGCAGGAAGAUCCUCCGUCGCCAGAGGUCGCGAGUGCAGAGGACGCGAAGGGUGCGAAUAGAUACGUCAGCACUCUGGUGUGGGUUCCCCGCAUGCAUCCUGAGAAGUUCUCCACCACCUUGAUUGUUUCACCCGAGGAAGCCACUUUCACCGAUGCUAUUUACAUCAAGGAUGCUUCCUGUGAUUCCCAUGGCAACAAAGAUGAAGCAAGAAAGCAAUGAAGAUUGUUUUUUAUAGACACUCAUCCAUUGAGGUUCCUGAACACCAGAUAUGUUGCCAAGAUACCAAGAGCUGCUGCACGAGGAACACCUUUAUCAUCAAGGCGAAACUGUGACCUCUUACAGCAGUCAAUUCAACGGCAAUCACAUGGCCUCCUCUGUCCACUUCACUCCUAUGGCCAUCUCAUAAAAUCUCUCUGAGGUCUCACUUUUUUUCAAUGAGCAAGAUUUAAUGAAUUUUGGAUUAUUGUGUAAAAAUGGAUAGCUGUAUUUUUUUUUUACAUUUUUCAAAGAAAGCUUCCAGAAGAGUAUUUAAUUGCUGUAAGGAAGUUAUGUCUUUGUAUUUGUUUUUCUCCUCUUCCCUUUGAAACUUGUUUUGGUGUGGUAAAUUAAUUUAGGUUCAUAAUCAUUCCAUUUAUUAAUAAUUUUCCGACUCACAAUGGAGGUAAUAUCAUGAUUUACUUUUUACCUCUACAAUUUGUAUAAUAUAUAUUUGUUUCUGUAAUUAUAUAUAUUAAAUUCUUGCUAAUAAUGAUUCACACUAAACUUGAUUAGUUGAAAUUGUCAGCUGGGCCUCAGAUAUUCUUUGGAAGCAAAAGAAUUAAUCUUGACAGGUACUUCUUCUGUACAUGGCACAAGCCUCAAGGCAACAUUAUACUGGCAAUAUUCGUAUCUACUGGCAACUAGAAAAGAAGAAUUGCUAUCAUAAUCAUCAUUCAGUUAUAAUCAUCAUUAUUAUAUAUAUAUAUAUUUUUUACUUUACUGGGCAUAUGCUAAAUGAUAAAAAUAGGAAUCCCACCUUUUGGUGAUGCUUUUUCACAGUUGUAAAUGGCCUUUUUGAUUUUCUAAGGAAUUAGUGGAAUAUUAAUCCCCAUUAUCAUUAAAGCUUAAAAAAAGAUAACAGAAUUUAUUGGAUUUGCACUUGCUAAUACUAUAUACCUAUAUUACUAGGCAGUUUUAAAAAGUUAAUGUUUGUCCAUUUCAUAUUGGUGUAUAGUUGUUGCUGGGAUGUUCAUAUCCAUAUUUUUUUGAUCAAUGCUAAAACAUUUGAAAAUUUAUAUAGGGCUCUAUAUAAACUUGCACCUCAGAGGUACUGAGAUACAAGUUAUGACUGUAUGCCAUAUUCAUCUGAGCAAGUGUCCAAAUGAAUUUUACAUUUUGUUACUUUUGAUUCUUGUGAUCACUUACAGAAUCACUAAUGCUAAAGGAAGCAUUAUGUUCUUUUUUUCUCUAAUAUACAGAACGUGUAUAUGAGCUUUACUUUUAAAUCUGCGUACAUAUAAGCUAACCUUUUUAAUAUUAAAUAUUAUUUGAGUUAAGCUGAGGUGUUUAUAUGAAAGUUGUGCUUAGGAUAUAUGUUACUAUGUUGUAUAUUUAUCAUAAAGCAUUCUUAAUUUUCAUAUACUUGGCUGAAAGCUUUAUUAGUUAUUAAACUACAAUAGUAUGUUAUCUUACCAUAUUUAAAUAAAUUAUAUGCUUCUU